AGAAAACUUUCUCCCAUUUUUCCGAGUGCGUGUGUGAUUAUCGUCUGAUCGCCGUCUCUGCGCUGUAGUACAGUGAUUUACGUGAAAAUCGCAAAAGUAGAACAUCCAGUGAACAGUGGUGUGAUGUAAAUUAAUGUGUUAUUGGAUGUUUCCAAUUGAUUUUGCUCAAUUUUCACAAAGCUUUGCUAUAUCGCAACUGUUGUAGGCUAGCAGCAACGUGGCUUCGCAAUCGGUGAGACGUUUGCAAAAAGAGCUACUGCCUGGCCCGUGGGAAGGCCGUUUUCUUACUGCGGAUGGCACACAGUUGCCAAAUUAUGAUGGCUGAUGCGGCUUCAUCGUGUCGCAUCAUGUGCAUGGAAAUGGACGACUGGCUGUUGUUUCGGCGUAAUCUGCAAAAUAAUUAAAUAUUAGUCAUCGCGAAGAGUGAUUGCAGAAGUAAGAGUUCUUUUUUGCUGGUAGAAGAAUAACGGUUAAUUAGGUCACGACCGCUUUGAUUCUGGUUCAGAACUAUCUGGUGCGUGGUGUGAUUCAACAAAUUGCAAACGGUUUGAAAUUUGAGUUAUCUGUGGAGGUCAAUGAGUUAAAGUGAACUGUUUGACGAAAGCUGUGUCACUAUAGAAAUUUUCGCUAGUCGAGAGUAACAAUUGAUACGAUAAAAUAUUCAGCUAUAUCUUGACGAAGUAAGGUGCAUUGGCGAUAAUAUUUUGGAUAGUUGAACGUUAUGGAAAUUGCUGCCGGAAGCUCAUCGAGUGUCGUUCGAAAAGUGCAGUGUUGACGAGCGGCGAUUAAAUCAGUCGGUCAUCCAGUGGAACACGGCGCGUUAAAAUUCUGGACACAUAACUACCACACAAAGUGUGGUUAAGUAAUUGAAAAGGUGGCGUUAUUCGCUGUCAUCGAGAAGCGCUUCCGUGCGCGUCGCGUCAUUUGUCCGCCGGCAACGCUGCCAUGUUUGCCGCCGACACCGCCGUCCACGCCACCCUCGGAUGCCCCUGCGGACGACGGCUCGCUGGCAGAUGUCUGCAAUGAGUAUCCCACCGUAAUUAACCCCGUCAUCGCCACCACCGUCAGUACACGGUGGACCUACGCCGCAUUCCGUUACAAUCGACGAAAGCUACAGCGCAAAAUGUCUCCCCAGGCUAGCCCAAAAUCGAAAACGCACAAGGAGUUCGGCAUGACAGCCUCCAGCUCGCCGUCGACGUCCUCGUCGACCUUGUCCAUCUCGUCCAACGCGGGUCAGUCGGGCAGUGCCAGUGGUGGCGGUGCGGCGCGUUUUCCGCGCCGUCGCCGCCGAAGGAGACGGGCAGUACCGCAACAGCAAGCUAGUAAGGUCGAACACAAGCCGAACGAAGAUGAACAGGACGAUCGAAAGGAAAAGCAAGAGAAAGCGCAACAGAAACGGCAGGACUCCUCUUCGUCCUCCGAGGAUUCCGACUACGAUGUAGAUGAGACUGACCGACUGUCCGCCGGGGCUAUCAAUGGACGCACCCAUGACGACGCGAUGGAAGAUGGACCGAUAUCCAUGCCAUGGUUCGGUAUGGAUAUCGGCGGCACCCUGACGAAGCUGGUUUACUUUGAGCCAAAAGACAUCACCCCGGGCGAGCUGGACCAGGAAGCCAAAGUGUUGCGCAACAUUCGACGGUAUCUGACGAAACAUUCGGCCUACGGUGAAACCGGCCACCGGGACACGCAUCUGCAGAUGGAUGACGUGGAAAUACGGGGUCGGCGUGGAUCGUUGCAUUUUAUCCGAUUCCCGACCGCCGAAAUGGAUGCAUUCUUGGCACUGGCCAAACGGAAAGGUAUGGCCCAACUGGUGACGACGGUUUGUGCCACCGGAGGUGGUGCGUUCAAGUUCGAGGAUAACUUCAAACGUGAGGUUAACAUGAAGUUGGCUAAAUUCGACGAACUUGAUGCCCUCAUUAAAGGGAUCCUGUUCGCUGAGAUGCAUAACCCGUGCGAGUGUUACUAUUGGGCAAAUGCUAGUGAUAUUAGUAUAAGUUCAAAGAAAAAGUUUGAUUUUAGUCAACCCUAUCCGUUCAUUCUGGUGAACGUCGGCUCGGGCGUUUCGGUGCUAGCGGUACGAGGGCCGGACAACUAUAAGCGCAUUUCCGGCACCAGUUUAGGUGGAGGAACAUUCCUGGGCCUAUGUUGCUUACUGACUGGGUGCAAUACAUUCGAGGAGGCUAUUCAGCUUGCUACCAAAGGAGACCACACACGAGUCGAUAAGUUGGUCAAGGAUAUCUACGGGGGUGACUACGAGCGUUUCGGGCUCCCCGGGGAUCUGGUGGCUUCCAGUUUUGGCCAAAUGAAUCUUGCCGAACGGAGGGCAAGCGUUUCAGGGGAGGAUCUGGCUAAUGCUACACUCGUAACCAUUACCAACAAUAUUGGUUCGAUUGCACGGAUGUGUGCUAGCAACGAGAAGAUCGAUCGGGUGGUAUUCGUCGGCAACUUCCUGCGCGUCAACCCGAUCUCGAUGAAACUGCUCGCGUACGCGAUGGACUACUGGUCCAAGGGUACACUGAAGGCUUUGUUCCUCGAGCACGAGGGCUAUUUCGGUGCUAUCGGUUGUCUGUUGCAGUUCAACGGUGAACUGAGCUCGCACGUCAACAACGAGAGCGAACUGCUGGCUUAGAUAGUAGAACAUGAUGAAACAUUACAUCGAUUUAGAUAGUUAGGGGUAAGUUGCACCAACUACUUUUCCGCGAUAAAUAUUUCACUCUUCUGGCACAGAGCGCGCGCCGCAAUACAAAUCAAUGCUGAAUCAAGCAAACAAACGGCAGCGCAAACGCAACAGCAAACGGCAGCAGCAACCGACAAUUAUAAAAAUUUAUACAAUAGCAACAUAUUAGGGGUUCUAGGAUGUAAGGUUUUUUUAGGCGAUGAGAAGACAUUGAAAGGAUGGGAGAUUGUUACUGUUUUGUUGGCGUACGAGGAAAAAUUACUUCUGACGGAGAUGUUCUAAAAUGUCUAACAUAUUUUUGUCAGGUUAUGCCGUGAUUCUAUUUGUUCAUGCUUAGUUCCGCAAAUGUAAUAAUUUUUUUAAAAUGAUGUUAGUUAAUAUGGACGGCAGAGUUCGAGGGAAACUUUAGUAUGUUUUAACAAAGCUCAAACAAUCAGUUUUAGAGUAUAAUUUGCGAGAACAUUAAGAAAUCUACGAAGCGGUUCGAAUAGACAGGUUAUAUUCCUUCUAGUGUUAAAUGCAGUAUGCUAAGGUUAGAAAAUAAACAUAUAAGAGGUGGAAAGUCGUAAUAUUUUGUUUAGUACGUAUUGAUUCCCUUUUACUAGAAAAUUAAGAAGUAAUCGUUAUUUAUUGCACAAUAUAGGUUGUCUGUAUGAAACAUGGAAAACAAUGUUGUUUUUAGGUGCAGGAAUCGAAAUGUUAUGUGUAAGGUCUAGGUUGUUAUACUACAAUCAUUGAUUGGGAACAAUUAAUUCCAAAGUAGUUUGAAUUGUACACUAGGCGAUUGAGAAAAGAAAGGAGCUUUAUCAAAUAUAUCAUCUUAAUUAUACACUGUGCCGGGCGAGCUAAUGAGUAUGUCGAACACUUUUUAGAGCGUGCUGUAAACGCUUGCUCCAAUUUAACCCAAAUCACGUUCAUUUAUUUUUUCGUUUCGAUUUUUUCACCGUACUUUUGUCUACCUGAAUUCUAUGAAGGGUUUGAUAAGUUUAACCUUCAGGUUCAUAAAAAAGAUAUAUAAGUACAAACCUGUUUCACAUAUUUUUUUAAUAAGAGUCCUCCAAAAGAUAUUAAGUAAGCAUCGCUAAUUCAAUUCUUUUGCAUU
Messenger RNA from Sabethes cyaneus, 3779 nucleotides. RefSeq names its product pantothenate kinase 3 (gene fbl). The record is from RefSeq and is a predicted model, not a curated record. Bases 1124 to 2629 code for a protein of 501 amino acids. Gene Ontology annotation, molecular function: ATP binding; pantothenate kinase activity. Gene Ontology annotation, cellular component: cytosol; nucleus. Gene Ontology annotation, biological process: coenzyme A biosynthetic process. Lineage: Eukaryota; Metazoa; Arthropoda; Insecta; Diptera; Culicidae. The transcript has 7 exons.